UGCCACCAUUUUGAAUUAGUGGCCUACAGACUACAAAGUUGACUGCAUGAUAAGCCAGUACUACUGGGCCGGGACUGCAUGCUAUAUAUAAAUAUGCGCGCGCGUGUACAUGUACCGUUACUACUACUGUCGACUGUCACAGAGCUUUGCAACUUGAUCGGUCUUCUGGUUUUCCAUUUACAUCUCUUAAAUAUCACAGAUUCGAUCUCUAAUGGCUCAGAUUUUGCAGAAGGUGGUUUUGAAAAUCAUGACUAUGGAUGAUGAGAAGACAAAACAGAAAGCUAUAGAGGCUGUAGCCGAUGUUUACGGAGUUGAUUCAAUUGCAGUUGAUCUAAAGGAGCAGAAGCUGACCGUCAUAGGAGAAAUGGACACAAUUGCGAUGGCGAAAAAGCUGAUCAAGAAGAUAGGAAAAAUAGACAUUGUAUCGGUUGUACCUGCCAAAGAAGAGAAGAAAUUAGCUGCGGAUCAGAAGAAAGAAGAAAAGAAA
Messenger RNA from Juglans regia (Persian walnut), 487 nucleotides. Its product is annotated as heavy metal-associated isoprenylated plant protein 39-like. The record is from RefSeq and is a predicted model, not a curated record. The annotation marks the transcript as partial. Gene Ontology annotation, molecular function: metal ion binding. The transcript has 3 exons. NCBI's taxonomy places the organism in Eukaryota, Viridiplantae, Streptophyta, Magnoliopsida, Fagales, Juglandaceae.